This is a messenger RNA of Echinops telfairi (small Madagascar hedgehog), 1779 nucleotides long. RefSeq names its product synaptonemal complex protein 2-like. The transcript has 23 exons. The record is from RefSeq and is a predicted model, not a curated record. Lineage: Eukaryota; Metazoa; Chordata; Mammalia; Afrosoricida; Tenrecidae. Bases 1 to 1779 code for a protein of 592 amino acids.
AUGUCCACGAAAAAACAUCCUUUGUCAUCUGUCACAGAAUAUGAAAGUGGGAGAUUCCAAGAUGUUUUCUGGCUUCAAGCAUGCAUCACGGAUGCAUUCCUUGGUGGAGGAUAUCAGAAACUAAGAGAAUAUCUUCAACACAGAGAGAGCUAUGUCCCUCAAAGUCAUGAUCACCUUCUCUUACACCAGCUCGACAAAACAAUGAAUAAGGAACUGCAUGGCAGGGAAUUUCAGUGCGUGUCACUGUUGCUGAAAUGCCUUCAGAGGUUCUUUGUGGAUGGCCUCACAGAAGAGGAGCCUUUGCUAAUUCUGCAGGGAGUGAUCCCAAAGAUGGUUUCCUGGUUUGAAGAAACAGUGAGACUUCUGACCAAGGAAGACUUAACUUCCGAUGCAUCCCUGAUUACAGCCACAAAGGACUUCCUAGAAACAGCUUUGAUUAUUUCCAGGAAUAGUUAUAAAGGGAGAAUUCAGAUGUUGGAUGCCUUUGUAUUUAGUUUAGGAUUCCUGGUGACAGAAAAGCUUCUAAAUCACUCAAUUGGGCAGGAGGCUUUGAGGACGCUGAACUGCAUUUUGGAGACUGUGCCUUGGGCAGAGAGGAAGAAACUUCAUUUGCUGGAAGGCCCAUGUCUUUUUAUGAAGGACCUUGCAAGGACAAUUUUGACUGACUGUCGACAGUUUCUCAAUUGCCUAAACAGCAGACUUGGUGACCGAAGAAGGGUCUAUACAUUUCCAUGCAUCUCUGCUUUCGCUGAUGACCAUGAGAUGAGAAAACCAGAUAGUGAGAAAUUAGAGGAAUUUUGGAUUGAUUUCAACCUAGGAAGUCAGAGCAUAACAUUUUAUAUAGACAAUCCCAAGAGUGCCCUGUGGGAGCCAGUAAAAAUUCUCAAGGAAGCAGUGGGCAAUUUCUGCACAAUAGAAAUGGAGACAAUGAAGAUGCUUGUUAUUCACCUUAAGCAGCCGAUGGUUAUCGGCAACAAAGACGUGAUGAAAACCAAAAUCCACUUUGAUUUGCAAUUCGGCAUCUCGCACGUUUCCAGAAAGGUUCUAGGCGGAGACGAUCAGACGGUGCCUUAUGUGAAAGAAGAGUCCUCAGAAUCUAUUGGUCCUCUCCUGCUGAGUGAGCCUUCUACCUCGGAGCAGUCAGGAGCUGAAGAAAGUGCACCUACGGUUCUAUUGGAGCAGUCAGCAGCUGAAGAAAGUGGACCUACGAUUGCGAACCAAGAGCCACUGAUGACUAACCUCAAACAUAAGCUGCCCACCUUGGAAGACACAGACCUGUCCGAUGGUGGCUUUGUAACACCGAAGCAGUCAAGAUGGGAAGAUGGUGUCUCUCGGGAGUUCCAUUCAUCAGUGAGGGAGGAAAACGACAUGGCAGUUACUUCAGAAUCUGACUUUUCAACAGAAUUAGAAGAAACUUCUGUUCAAGUUCCUGUUCCAGGAGGGAAAGGCAUCUCUAGUUCAUAUUCUGCUCUCAAAGGUCAGCGAAAGCAAGACACAGAGAUGUCGACAUUUAUGUAUAACAAACAUCUCUUCUCUGAGACCAGUGAAGAUUCAAGUAAUACCAGCGAAAGAUCUUGGACUAGGGGCAGUCAGCCAAGAAAGAAGCCCUUAAAAGUAUAUUCUAAUAAAAAAAAGAAAGUAGCUCACAGAAGAAUGAAAAUUCUGCCACUUUCCCCCAUCAGCAGUGACAGCGACCUGGAGAAAGGCCAACCCAAGCUGGUCAGGAAGCCCCCACCCCAGGAGGUUCAGGUGCAGUUAGCUGCUGACGGCAAAGCCUAA